Messenger RNA from Trypanosoma cruzi, 1020 nucleotides. RefSeq lists its product as uncharacterized. The coding region runs from base 1 to 1020 and encodes 339 amino acids. The transcript has a single exon. The record is from RefSeq and is a predicted model, not a curated record. NCBI's taxonomy places the organism in Eukaryota, Euglenozoa, Kinetoplastea, Trypanosomatida, Trypanosomatidae.
AUGUUGCGGUUAUCGUUUGUCCACCGCAAGUCCCGACAUCAAAAUGUGCUUCGGCGUGGUCGCCCGCACAUGCAAAAGUACCGUGAGCUCAACCGGUGGCAGCGGCAAGCACAAGGCAUAAGCAAGUGGGAUCAGAGCCAAUCGCACAGACCGUUGCCUUAUGUUGAGCGAUUUAAUCCGGAAGGUGUCGGUGUGACCCGUGGAACCUCUGCUUUUGCGUGGCAGUGGUGGCAUACGCAGCAGCCGUGGCUGCCAAAUGUUGCACCGCCCAACCAUACUGGGAGGAAAAUAACAAACACGUCAGGAACAACAGAGGAGACGGCGAAACCCCCAGCGUGGGAUGAGGAGUUCACAUCGGUUGUUUUGAGUAUGACGGAUUCAGAGAUACGAGAGUAUCUUCUCGAUAAACUCACGGAUGUUAUAUUUGCCGAGACACAACGGGAUGGAUAUGAACUGCGACGUUUGGACUUUGAGGGAAAUCCACUUACUGAAUUACCGGAGCGACGUAUAAUCGAAAGUUUUGUAUUUGAGGAAGAGACGCUAAGAGAACGUGUCAUUUAUCAAGUGGUAGAAGGGGUUUUCCGCCUCAGUCCAACAUCUGCCGACAGACGGGAACUACGCAGCGUGGAAACAAUCAUUGACUACGUGCUCACGCAUGUGUCGGCUGCACGGCCAGACUCACGGCCUCGUGUCACACCAGCUGCCCUGGCGGUGAUGCAGCAGUGUCCACUGCAGCCAGAACUUGGGUUUGUACACGCCUUACCAGUGGACUCGCGUGAUGAAAUUCUUCAGGAAUGGGAACGCAUGCAUCAUUUAGACUGGCAAUUUGGUAAGGCUGUUUACGUGCCACGCAGUCGCGAGGAGACACGGGGUAAUCUCACGUGGCUGCGAGAGGAGCGGCACAAUGCAGAGCGUGUGGAGUUCAUGAAGAGGGUGGCGAGUGGCGAGGCGAAGGCGGAACACAUGAGGCGCAUUGCCGAGGCCGCCUGUACGGAGCGUCCUGAAACGAUGCAUGGAUGA